This is a messenger RNA of Mytilus californianus (California mussel), 1726 nucleotides long. Its product is annotated as tereporin-Ca1-like. The transcript is spliced from 6 exons. NCBI's taxonomy places the organism in Eukaryota, Metazoa, Mollusca, Bivalvia, Mytilida, Mytilidae. The record is from RefSeq and is a predicted model, not a curated record. The coding region runs from base 317 to 1198 and encodes 293 amino acids.
GUGAUUUAUAUACAAGUAUAUAUGAUCAUUUAUACACAUAAUCAACGAUUUUACUUCCUUGGUCGGAUAUUUUUGUAUUUAUUAAUAUAUACACGUGUUGCUCUAUACGUCAAUACAUGAAUGAAUGGAAACGCCAAUAAACCAAACGGACAUUUUGUUGUGACAUCAAUAGACACGACAAAGCAGAAGGACAGGGUUAUAUAAUCUACGACAAAAAUAUGACGCAAAAGACAACACAGUCAUGGAAAAAUUGAGAAAGAAAACACAUAGGACUCGGACUUCUUUUAAACUAAUGACAAUGCCUUGAUCGUUAACAAUGGACAGCAAUAAUGUUACUAUACAGAACUGUAAAGGAAAGGUUGUAAGACUUCCAUUGAACAAAUUUAACCUACAUUCUAUAGAAAAUGCGUUUCCAGGUAUGCAGGAAAUCUAUUACAUGGACAACAAAGAUAAAAUUCCUAUCAUGUUAAAUCGAAAGAAUAACUCAGUUGUAAUGCCACCUUCCACAAGUUUGGAUCCUUCUUCAGGGCUUUUCGUCGUCACAGAUCAAGAUGGACUCAAUGAAGGGUUUCAUCCACUGACAGGAUUUUGUGAUUGGACUGAAUGGUCUCAGGUCAUUGAAUCUAAGGUCAUUUCCGGUGCGUCUUUACUACGGUCUACCCUUACACAUUUAAUGGAUAUUGGAUUUAUGAUUGUUUGCGGAAUACAAGUAGAGAACUGGACAAAGUUUACCUUAACGAAUCCAAAUACGACACUCGAAUGGGGAUAUUUAUCAUCACCAGCAACAAAUAUACAACCUGCAACUCGAGAAGCAAUGGUCAGUCACAAAUGUGGUUUUACUGCAACUGGAACUUCUGGAACUGUAUCCUGGUUAAUCAAUGGCACGGACAGACGCUUGGUAAUCGCAUGGUCAGCUCCAUUUAAUUUUGACUUUUAUUCUAAUUAUUUAAUAUUGGGUUUGACCAAUAAAGGAUACAAAAAGCACAAUAAAACCUGGUUUCAGACAAUGUACUAUGAAAAAGAAGAUGAAGCAAUGGUAUUCAAGCGAGUUAAAUGUAGAUUUACCAGCAAUGAAGUCAUGAUCGAUGACGAUCUGUUUGAAGUUACAGGAACUAUGGAUACCAGUCACAAACCGGAAAUCAAAGUUAUCAUAAAACCUAAACGGUGGGAGAAUUUAGCUUCAAAGUUAAAAAAUUAGAUUCACGAAUUAUAAAGACUGUCUAAUUUUUGAUAAUCUUCCGUCCAUACUUGAAAAAUAUACUUGUGUACAGUUGAGGAUCUAAUAUGUGUAUACACGUUUGGUGUUUCCUAUACACUUCUUAAAUAAUUCAAUUUUGUACAAUUAGAUUUCUUUGUUUGGAUAAAUAUGUGAUAUUCUAAAAUUGCAAGUGCAUUAAGCUAAUUAAAAGUACAUGAAUGCAGUCAAUAAUUUUGUUUGAUUUCUGUUUCCUGCAAAAAUUAUGAAAUGUAAUCUAUUUUACUUUACAGAAUUAUAUAUUAUGACUGUUUUGCAUUUGUGUUACGUAUAUACUCGAAUAGUUUUUGAUUUUUUAAAUAUAAUUACUAAACUUAAACUUAACUUUUUUAAUCCGAAAACGCUUUUAUAAUGAAAGAGAAAUUAUUUGUUUCAUCUUUCGAUUCUUCUUUUAUUCGAUCCUUUUAUUACGAAUUAUAACAAGCUUAGUUAGUAUGUUUACAUAUUAUAGAAUAAAAUUAGACAGACUUA